This is a messenger RNA of Thyridium curvatum, 1173 nucleotides long. RefSeq lists its product as uncharacterized. The transcript has a single exon. Lineage: Eukaryota; Fungi; Ascomycota; Sordariomycetes; Thyridiales; Thyridiaceae. The record is from RefSeq and is a predicted model, not a curated record. The coding region runs from base 1 to 1173 and encodes 390 amino acids.
AUGAACACUUCAGCACAUCUCUCGUUGUUUCGGAUGCCCCUUCACGUGAUGGACAAGCUCAAGGAUGGGUUGGAUAAUGUGACGCUCAUGGAGCUUCACUCCAACACCUCGGAGGACGGCGCAGGCCUCUUGUUCAACUUCAAUGGCCUCAACAUCUAUGUCUCCGUCUUCCCACCAGAUGGGAACUCCGAAUCACUGUCAGAACACCAGCCUCGCAAGUCAAUCCAAACACACCUGAUUCAGCUUGUUGGUCUAGCUUGCACAUUUGAGCUGAUAGAGGAUUGUGAAGAGUCAUGGGAAGUGAUGAGCAUCAUCACCGAUGCUGGUCGCAAGGCUUUCAGGUCGGCCGCCUGCGCAGCUCUACCAUGGCACACUCUCCGGACGGCACAUGAUCUCAUGGUCCCUCCUCAGAUAUCAUAUCGGCUUGUCGGAGACGAGAAUAAUUGCCCUGUCCUCGUGCUAGUCAACAACGAGCAGGAAUACGCUACGCCGAGAGCACUUCAACCCAACUAUUGGGCAAAUCGGCUCAUCCCUGCGGAACCCGACCUGCCCCAAUACUCGUCCAAAGACUUGCUUGUCAUGGAAAAGUUGGGCUCACCUCUCCCCAACUUUGUUGAAGCGCUAGUCCGGACCCACGCUGGACCAGAGGAGAUGUUUUGCAGGCUACUCCGCCAUCCUGAGGACGACCCUACCAUCUCACCCCUCGAGCGAGACAUCACGGUCUUGAACGCAGUACACCGGGUCCGCAACAUGGCCCCAGCGAUACCGAUCCGCAUCCCCCGCCUCCUGGGCUACGUUACGGACCCCGCUACGGGCCACAUCAUCGGAUACGUCCGAGAGAACAUCCGCGGCCGCAGCCUGUACAAUGCCGCCCACACCGCCCCGAGCUGGCAUCCUCGCCAACUCCAGCGGUGGCUCGCGGCCAGGGUCGCCCGGAGGAGCAAGUGGAUGCGGCAGGUCCGCGAGACAGUCAGGCAGCUGCACGCGAUGGGCCUGACCUGGGGGGAUGCAUUGGUAGGCUCUGUCCAUAUUGACAAAGAGACGGACGAUGCGUGGCUGGUGCGAUUCUACGUGCCAACGUGGAGAUCGGAGGAGAGGGUCUACACGGUGGAGGAGGACGAGGCGAGGCUCCGGCAGCUGGAGGAGGCGUACUUCAACUUUCCAGCGGCAUAG